AUGGUUUCAUGGGAAGGACGCGGCAUCGCCACCGCGGUGGUGUUCUUAACUGCUCUGAGCUUUUCUGCCUGUGACAUUUAUUCGUCAUCAGCAGAUGGCAUUUCGGGCGAGAGAUGUUUGCGUUUUGAGGAGGGCAGCUGUAGUGUAUGGUUGCACAAGGGCAAUGCGGCCGAGCAUUCUAUAAGUUUGGAGCGUUACCAGAUGCCCGAUAGUGUUUCUGCAUUACAAAUUGCGUCGAGUAACCAUGAAUCAUUUAAAAAUGGAAAAAUAUCUUUUGCCAAAAGAGGCGAAGGCAUAUUCGGUUCAAUAGGUUACGAUGAACACAAAAAUAGAAGGCCAGCGUUUCGUACUAUGACGAACAAGCUUAAUAAGCGCAUAGCAAUGCUCAAACGGUGCGAUCACGGAAAUUAUAUCCCGAUACAGCAAACGAAAGACAGCCUGUACGUUGGGGAGAUAAAAAUUGGCACCCCCCCGCAAACAUUCCAUCCUAUUUUUGAUACGGGCAGCACGAACCUCUGGGUGGUUGGAUCGACCUGUAAGGAGCCUUCCUGCUCUAAGGUGUCGCGUUACGAUGCGACACGCUCAACUACGUUCAAGAUGAUGGACACACCCAUAAAGAUUCAUAUAAAGUUUGGUACUGGUGAAAUUGAAGGUUAUCCAGCUAGGGAUACCGUGAUAUUAGGGAAAACAGCGAUUCCGGACCAAUCUCUUGCAGUUGUAGUCUCUGAGAGAUCGGUCGGUGGGGACAACAUCUUCGACAAAAUAAACUUUGAGGGUAUUGUGGGCCUGGCAUUCCCAGAAAUGAGCAGUGUUCCUGGAAUUCCUAUAUUCGAUCACAUGGCCCUUCUGAAAAAUAUGAAACACAAGGAAUUUGCUUUCUACAUAGGUGAAAACGACAAGGACUCACGGAUUAUGUUAGGAGGUGUAGAUCCGCAAUAUUAUCUGGGUGAGAUACAAAUGUUUCCCGUGGUCCGUGAGCACUACUGGGAAGUAAAGCUGGAUGGCCUCUACGUAGGUAACGAGAAGCUAUGUUGCGAUGGAGAGAGCUCGUAUCUCAUUUUCGAUUCCGGAACAUCGCUAAACACCAUACCAAGCUCCUAUUUUGACCGUUUCAUGUCAUAUUUCGAAAGCAAGAUAUGUGACCUUGGGGCGGAUUACCCUACAAUAACUUAUAUUCUGGUAAGCAAGCGCUUCAAAACAUAA
Babesia ovata is the source of this 1203-nucleotide messenger RNA. Its product is annotated as aspartyl protease ASP3. The transcript has 7 exons. NCBI's taxonomy places the organism in Eukaryota, Apicomplexa, Aconoidasida, Piroplasmida, Babesiidae. The record is from RefSeq and is a predicted model, not a curated record. The coding region runs from base 1 to 1203 and encodes 400 amino acids. Gene Ontology annotation, molecular function: aspartic-type endopeptidase activity. Gene Ontology annotation, biological process: proteolysis.